UGGCAUUUGACAUGAUGAACGUGACAUUAAGAGUAGCAACACAAUACAACUGUGAUUCCCUAAGAAAUCGCGCUAGGACAUCGGAUCCUCACACAUUUGAUCCCAUGUGGAGGGAAACUAUACUGGGCUGCAUGAUUCUUGAUCUGUUGAGGGAUAUGUAUGGAUUCAACAUGUGCUACGUGUUCGACAAUCCGGAAAGGAAUGUCACGGUUAUCGGGGGUCUAAACAACGCCUCUCAGUCCUAUCGUGACAGUGUUGACGUGUACUCCAGAUCUAUGACCCUCACACAGGACCUGGCUGAGCAAAUCUAUCCUAUACAUGCUUUACAUACUUGGAAAUUAGGUUUUCUACUUAGCCGACCCGGGAGCAAGAUUUUCAGGACGUUCUACAGCAAGCCAUUUUCCAGACCAGUUUGGAAUUGUUUGUACUGCUUCGGCCUGCUCAUCAUAGUCUUCUUCUAUAUCCUGAAGAGAUGGGAGUUCAGCGUUAUUGGUGGAUGGCAGAUCUGCUUCGUGUAUGAAGCUCUGCUGGUUGUAGGGGCUUAUUGUCAGCACAUACCACCAAUAGACCCGCGGCUGCCAUCUCGAAGGAUCGCCUACCUCAUAUUCUUUACGUUCGUCUACAUUGUCUAUACGUACUACACCUCUAACUUGCUAUCCAACCUCGUUAAUGACAAGGACCAUGGCAUAGACUUGCCUAUGUUGGCGGACAGCGACUAUGUGUUCCUAGCCGUUAAUCAUAUGAUGAUGGCUAUUUUUGAACGUUCUCAAAUCUACCACUACAAUCGUAACAUAAGCCUAGUUGUGAAGAAGCUCAUGAGGAUACAUACGGUAUCUAUUCCCGAUGGGCUGGCAGCUGUGAAGACAGGGAAAUAUGCACUGCUAUCCGAUUUUAUUACUGUUUAUCCCUAUAUGAAGAAAACCUACGACAAUGCCGAUAUUUGCAAACUAGUAUCGAUCGACCUGCUUUCCGGAAUUACCAAAUAUUUCUACACUUCAAAGAAAUUCCAAUAUAAAGAGCAAUUUAAAAUUGGCUUCCUCCGAAUCAAAGAAUCUGGUCUGCUCAAUCGUUUAGUAUCCACGGAUUUUGAAGAGCCUAAAUGUACCAAGUCUCAUAUCAUACAAAUAAGCAUGCAACAUAUUGCUAUACCACUCACUAUUCUAGCUGUCACUUCAGUAAUAUCUACCAUUAUAAUGAUCGCUGAAAAGAUUCAUUAUAAUAGGAACAUGAGGUGGCCAUAUUUUAAUUAA
Messenger RNA from Helicoverpa armigera (cotton bollworm), 1250 nucleotides. RefSeq lists its product as uncharacterized. The record is from RefSeq and is a predicted model, not a curated record. The transcript has 7 exons. The coding region runs from base 12 to 1250 and encodes 412 amino acids. NCBI's taxonomy places the organism in Eukaryota, Metazoa, Arthropoda, Insecta, Lepidoptera, Noctuidae.